UAAGAAAACGUUGUGUGUGUUCACUUCCCUCUUUCUGAUAUUUUUUCUUUUCUUUAAACGGUCUGAAACCCAAAGAAUCCAAAAUUGAAAAAUUCAGAACCCUAGUAGGAGAAUCUUUUUGUUUCUUGGAAAAUCAAAAAGGGGGAAAAAAAAAUUGUCUACGUCGAUUAGAGAUUAGCCGCGAGUUUUUUCAGAAACGAUGUCUGGAUCAUUGAUUCCGGGACCGAAUCCGGAUCGGGUUUUAUCUCCGACGACCUCGAAAUCGGUGACGCAGACGGUGAACGGGUCGCAUCAAUUCGUGAUACAAGGUUACAGCUUAGCGAAAGGGAUGGGUGUAGGGAAGCACAUAGCGAGUGAUAAUUUCUCCGUGGGAGGGUACCAGUGGGGGAUCUUCUUCUACCCGGAUGGUAAGAAUCCGGAGGAUAACUCGUCGUACGUCUCUGUUUUUAUCGCGUUGGCGAGUGAAGGUACGGAAGUUAGGGCGCUUUUUGAGCUUGCUCUUGUUGACCAAAGCGGAAAAGGGAAGCAUAAGGUUCAUAGCCAUUUCGAAAGGUCACUUGAUGGUGGGCCUUAUACUCUCAAAUACAGAGGAAGCAUGUGGUACGGUUUUCUUUUUUCACCUGCUUUGCUACAUUUCAUGUAUAAAGAUUCUCUUCCAGAAGAUGUUGAGCCUGCGACAACCUAUACAUUUGAGCGCUUAAAGCUGACAGAAAUAUACGAGACAUUGAUCGUAAAGCUUUUAGCAGCAGCGGACAAGUACGACCUGAAUAGGCUCAGGUUGUUGUGUGAAGCUCACAUCUGCAAGGGCGUAUCAGUCAAAUCUGUCGCCAAGAUCUUAGCGUUGGCCGACAGAUAUAAUGCUAAGGAACUAAAAGGCGUGUGCCUAACAUUUACUGCGGAGAACUUAGCAGCUGUCCUGGAGACAGACGCUUACAAACAGAUGAAGGAUGAAUGUGUGACCCUCCAGUCCGAGCUUCUGAAGGCGGUGGCUGGUCAGGAGGAAGGCAGUAACAGCACUGGAGGAGCAAAGUCUCAGAGCGUGUGGGCUCAACUUUCUGACGGUGGUGGCGAUACCAGCAGCCGACAUGUUAGACAGAGAACCACUUAGAUCAUCACUAUGCAUUUUCUCAGGUAGUAGCCAUAGAGAGGGUAUAUAGCUGUUUUCUUUUUCUGUAUUCAAAAAAAAUAUAUAUAUAUAUGAUCCUAAGUCCUAACUCUAUGAUAGGUGGUAAACUCUAUGAUAGGUGGUAAACUCUUUCACUUUUUUCCUUCAGUAACAGCUUUGGAUGUAUCUUUUCGUGUUAAAUGUAUUUUAAAAUCCCAUAACAGUUUGAAAAUCCCAGAACUUGUAGUUGUUUC
Messenger RNA from Camelina sativa (false flax), 1359 nucleotides. NCBI's taxonomy places the organism in Eukaryota, Viridiplantae, Streptophyta, Magnoliopsida, Brassicales, Brassicaceae. The record is from RefSeq and is a predicted model, not a curated record.